Messenger RNA from Scomber japonicus (chub mackerel), 2342 nucleotides. Its product is annotated as GDNF family receptor alpha-4-like. Gene Ontology annotation, molecular function: signaling receptor activity. Gene Ontology annotation, cellular component: external side of plasma membrane; signaling receptor complex. The coding region runs from base 323 to 1690 and encodes 455 amino acids. The record is from RefSeq and is a predicted model, not a curated record. The transcript is spliced from 8 exons. Gene Ontology annotation, biological process: nervous system development. Lineage: Eukaryota; Metazoa; Chordata; Actinopteri; Scombriformes; Scombridae.
UGGAGAUAAGCUGCAGCGAAACUUUUUGGAUACAUCUUUUUUCUGAGUACUACUGCUAUGAAAUUGAAAUCUACCAAAUGCGUUAAUUAGAGAUGAACGUCCGAAAAAUAAAUGGGAUAACAAAAAUCGCGAGAACUUGAAUCGCUUCAGUUUGUGUGCACGGUUGAGUUUUGCCAACUUUGUGUAGUGCUGUAGCCUAUCCGAUCUGUAUCAGUCCGUGCGGGCGCAUCAGCGGGAGCAGAGCAGGCUGGAUGUGGCAGGAGACGGGUCACUGAGCUGCAGAGAGCCGGGUGCGAGUUUCCCCCAGAACCUCAACUCUCCAAUGACACCGGCCAGGAUGAUGAUCAUUGGACUUCUGCUCAAUGUCUUCUCUCAUGGAAGUGUGCCAGUGUCUGCGUCCUUAGACUGUCUGGUGGCGGAGCAGGGCUGCAUCCAGGAGCACUCCUGCCUGGUCCCCUAUCGACUGCUGGAGUACUGUGCAGCUGAGGAGGCUGUGUCGCCUCUCGGUCCAGAUGCCCGAUUGGAGUGCCUGGAGGCCCAGAAUAGCUUGCACCAUUACCGCCCCCUCCAGGUUUGCAAGUGUCAGCGUGGCUCUCGCAGGGAGGAGCACUGCCUCAAGGUCUACUGGACAGUGAGAUUUGCAGCAUAUGAUGAGUAUGAAGUGUCCCCAUAUGAAGAACUGAAGUUGAAUCUGGUGAGGAACAUUGAGAUGUCACGUAUGGCCUCCAUCAUGGCAGCGUCUUCUCUUUCUGUGGAUGGACAAAACCAGUGUCUGAAGGCAGCCCAGGACUGUGGCCUGUAUGAGAAAUGUGGCUCCCUGCGGUCAGAAUAUGUUGUAGCCUGCACCAAGCGAGCAACAGCCUCUGACAACAGCUGUAACCGUCAGAAAUGCCACAAAGCCCUGCGGCGCUUCCUGGAGCGCGUGCCAGAGGAAUACAGCUUUGCGUUGCUCUUCUGUCCCUGCUCUGAUACUCUGUGUGGGGAGCGCCGGAGGAAAACUAUUGUUCCGUCAUGUUCCUAUGAGGAGAAUGUGAGAGGGGAGGAGAGAGUGGGCAAGCCCAACUGCCUCAGCCUGCAGAACUACUGCUCCAAAGACGAGCUGUGUAGAUCCCGCUUUGCUGAUUUCCAACACAACUGUCAGCCCUCCCCUGUGUCUGCCUCUGGCUGUAUGCGUGAGAGCAGAGCCAUGUGCCUGAAGGCCUACGCUGGACUCAUAGGCACCAUCAUGACUCCCAACUAUGUGAGCAACAGCAGCACAGAUGUGGCCCAGUGGUGCACAUGUGACGGAAGUGGGAACGAAUGGCAGGGCUGUCAGCGUAUCCUGCACAUGUUCAACAACAAUAUAUGCCUGCGCGGUGCCAUCACCUCCAUGGGAAUCUCUGCACCUCCUCCUGUGGAAAACACUCCUGCGCCAGCUCCUCAGACAUCCACACGCAUCUAUAAGGAGCGGGUCCACGUCAGCGUUAACACUCUCCCUGAAUUCAACAGCAUGGAGGACAGAGAGGAAGAGGAAAAACAGAAGGCAGGAAGCGAGGAAUUCAACGUAAUCCCACCGUACUCUGAGAAGGACUCUAACAUUGAAUCUGGGGCCACAGGGAGUCAGCGGGGAGCAGCUGUGCGAGUAGUACCUGUGUUUCCAUUAAUGCUGCUGCUGACGCUCAUCCUGGACUGGGAGUGUUGGAGCUACUGAAAGCUCCAUCCAUCCUCCUUCCCAUCCUGUGCUUACAUUUUACACUUGCUACCACUUUCAAAUCCAUCACAGCCCUCAGAACAAACCACAGAGGACAGAGUUGCGAAAAGAAAAUUGAAAAGCUACUUCUUAACAUUUCCUUUUCUUUUUUUCAUGGUCACAAUGCCCCACUGCCUCUAUUUUAUAAUUCUGUUUCUCCUAUCACUGCCUCCUCAAGAGUUAAAGAUAUUAGUAGUCUUGCCGUAUCUGUCAUGUCUUUGCUGGAGUCCUCUCCGGUGAAAGGAAGGGAACAACGUGAGCAGAUAUACAUGCAUGGUUGAACUGAGAAGUGCUGUCUGGGCAAAUACUCUAUCUAGAGUCUGCUUCACACUCAAAGUACAUCCCCUCUUUUAACAAGAAGCACAUUGCCUGAGGCCACAUUCACUUCAUGUGCUCCCAAAAACCAUAACCAGUCUUCUCUACUGCAACUAAGCCUGAGCAUGGCUUUUGAUUUCUAUUUCAUGACUCAUGUCACAUCCGUUUCUCUGUUGCCCCUUCGGCUCUUCCUCUCCCUCCUUCAUACUAUGGUUCAGUAAGAUAAUCCACUUUACAACAAGUUAAUAGGAGACUGCACCACUCUGCUUUGUACCAUUAAAAGUACUUCUACUUUUUU